Messenger RNA from Nannospalax galili (Upper Galilee mountains blind mole rat), 1896 nucleotides. Its product is annotated as cytochrome P450 2J3. Gene Ontology annotation, cellular component: intracellular membrane-bounded organelle; cytoplasm. The coding region runs from base 67 to 1575 and encodes 502 amino acids. NCBI's taxonomy places the organism in Eukaryota, Metazoa, Chordata, Mammalia, Rodentia, Spalacidae. The transcript is spliced from 9 exons. Gene Ontology annotation, biological process: xenobiotic metabolic process. Gene Ontology annotation, molecular function: heme binding; iron ion binding; oxidoreductase activity, acting on paired donors, with incorporation or reduction of molecular oxygen, reduced flavin or flavoprotein as one donor, and incorporation of one atom of oxygen. The record is from RefSeq and is a predicted model, not a curated record.
GGCAGGGCUAAAGGCAGUGACAUUGGGGACCUUCCCCUGCUCAGACCCUCAUUCCCCAGAAGAGCCAUGCUCGGGGCUGCGGGAACCCUGGUUUCUGCCUUCUGGGCAGCGCUCCAUCCUGGAACGCUGCUGUUAGCUGCUGUCUCCUUCCUGUUCUUUGUCGACUUCAUUAAAACCCGGCGCCCUAAGAACUACCCACCAGGGCCCUGGCGCCUGCCGUUCGUGGGAAACUUGUUCCAGGUGAACUUUGAGAGGUCGCACCUGGCACUCCAGCCGUUUGUGAAGAAAUAUGGAAACAUUUUAAGCCUGGAUUUUUCUAAUGUACCUUCAGUGGUUAUUACUGGACUGCCCUUAAUCAAGGAAGUCUUGAAUCACAUGGAGCAAAACUUUGUGAACCGUCCUGUCACCCUUACCCGAGAACACAUCUCGGGUAAAAAUGGACUGAUCUUCUCCAGUGGCCAGACAUGGAAGGAGCAAAGACGGUUUGCCCUGAUGACACUGAGGAACUUUGGGUUAGGAAGGAAGAGCUUAGAGCAGCGCAUUCAGGAGGAGGCCCACUACCUUGUCCAGGCCAUAGGAGAGGAGAAAGGGCAGCCUUUUGACCCUCACUUCAAGAUCAACAAUGCAGUUUCCAACAUCAUUUGCACAGUCACUUUUGGGGAGCGCUUUGAUUACCAGGACAGUCAAUUCCAGGAAAUGCUGAAGUUACUGGAUGAGGCAAUCUGUUUGGAGACAUCACGAAUGUGUCAGCUCUACAAUCUUUUUCCGUGGAUAAUGAGAUAUCUUCCUGGACCACAUCAGAAAGUUUUCGAGAACUGGGAAAAUCUGAAACUGUUUGUUUCUGGUAAGAUUGACGAACACAGGAGAGACUGGAAUCCCGAUGAGCCGAGAGACUUCAUUGACGCUUUCCUCACGGAAAUGACAAAGUACCCAGACAAGACCACUACAAGCUUCAAUGAAGAAAACCUCAUCUGCAGCACACUGGACCUCUUCUUUGCUGGAACAGAGACAACAUCGACGACACUUCGCUGGGCUCUGCUUUUCAUGGCCCUCUACCCAGAAGUCCAAGAAAAGGCACAGGCUGAGAUUGACAGAGUGAUUGGUCAGGGGAGACAGCCCAACCUGGCUGACCGAGAGUCCAUGCCCUACACCAAUGCUGUCGUCCAUGAGGUGCAGAGAAUGGGCAACAUCAUCCCCUUGAAUGUUCCCAGAGAAGUGACAGUUGACACCACGCUGUCUGGGUUCCUCCUGCCAAAGGGGACCAUGAUCCUGACCAAUCUGACUGCACUGCACAGCGACCCCGAAGAAUGGGCCACACCAGAGACCUUCAAUCCAGAGCACUUUUUGGAAAAUGGACAGUUUAAGAGGAGAGAAUCUUUUCUGCCAUUCUCAAUGGGGAAGCGGGCUUGCCUUGGGGAACAGUUGGCCAGGUCUGAGCUGUUCAUUUUCAUCACUUCCCUUAUACAAAAAUUUACCUUUAAGCCCCCACUCAAUGAGAAGUUGAGCCUGAAAUCCCGAGUGUCCCUCACCCUUUCCCCAGAGAGCCACCACAUCUGCGCUGUUCCUAGGCUGUAAUGUUGGAGAAGAAAAGAGAAGUGACGUGUGUUCUUAAGCCGCUGAUGUGUGUUCUCAUACGAGGGGAGAAAGUGAGGAUAACUGAGGAAACACAGUUGUAAUAAGAUUAUGGAAACUGAAUCCAAUUUCUGGACUGCUAGAUCUCUACAUUGGUGCUGGGAAAAUCACUGACGUGCUCAGUGGUAUAUCUUUUCUUCUAAAAGCUACAAAGGGAAUGAUGGUUCCUCUAGCUUAAAAAAAACAUUUGUAAGAAUCACAUGAUAUAAUGGAUUAAAAGUGAUUUGUAAAUCAUAAAAAUAUAAUUAAAAAGUUAUGUUAUAA